AUGCACGAUCUCACUUCUACAUUCGUCUCUCGUUCCCUCUUCCCGACCACUUCUCCGCAACUUCGACUGCGACCACGAUCAUCAUCAGUAGUUCCCAUGACCGUUUGCAUGGACAAACAACGAAAGGAGAAAGUAGUUGUCAUAAUGGGAGCCACCGGGACAGGCAAGUCACGGCUCUCUGUCGAACUAGCAACCCGUUUCUCCGGAGAGAUCAUCAAUUCUGACAAAAUGCAAGUAUACAACGGAUUGGACAUAGCCACGAAUCAAAUCACAAUCCUUGAGAGAUGUGGAGUCCCUCACCAUCUUCUCGGCCAUCUCCCUCCGGAUUACGGUGAACUAACCGCCUCCAACUUCCGCUGUUUAGCCUCACGGUCAAUCUCCGAUAUUGCUUCACGUGGAAAGCUCCCCAUAAUAGCCGGCGGAUCAAACUCUUUCAUUCAUGCCCUCCUUGUCGACCGUUACAACCCUGAAACCAAUCCAUUCGUUUAUGGAUCGUUGGUUUCUUCUGAUUUGAGGUACGAUUGCUGUUUCCUGUGGGUUGAUGUGUCGGUCUCGGUUUUGUACCAUUACCUCUCAACACGUGUGGACCAGAUGAUGGAGUCAGGGAUGUUCGAGGAGCUAGCUGGUUUCUACAACCCUAGAGAUAACCGAACCGGGAUUUACAAGGCCAUAGGAGUACCGGAGUUUGACUGGUACUUCCGAGUCUACCCGCCCGAGAAUAAUAAUAACGACAAGGCUUGCGAGUGGGACACAGCGAGAAAGGCGGCGUACGAGGAAGCAGUGCAGGAGGUCAAAGAGAACACGUGGCUGCUUGCGAAGAAGCAGAUAGAGAGGAUCAUGCAGCUGAGAAGCAGCGGUUGGGAGAUUCAGAGGCUGGACGCUACGGGGGCGUUUAAGGCUUCCUUGAGAGAUGAGGUUUGGGAGAAUAACGUUUUGGAGGAAUGCGUCAAGAUUGUGAAACGCUUCUUGCUCAAAGACUAG
Messenger RNA from Eutrema salsugineum, 981 nucleotides. RefSeq names its product adenylate isopentenyltransferase 8, chloroplastic. The record is from RefSeq and is a predicted model, not a curated record. The coding region runs from base 1 to 981 and encodes 326 amino acids. NCBI's taxonomy places the organism in Eukaryota, Viridiplantae, Streptophyta, Magnoliopsida, Brassicales, Brassicaceae. Gene Ontology annotation, cellular component: mitochondrion. The transcript has 2 exons. Gene Ontology annotation, biological process: tRNA modification; cytokinin biosynthetic process. Gene Ontology annotation, molecular function: tRNA dimethylallyltransferase activity; AMP dimethylallyltransferase activity.